UGGUGGGAUGAGGCAGCUGUUGAUGAAAACUUCAACCCCCGAGGCUACAGAGCUGCCGGCUGGCCCUUCGUGAACGGCCGCUGCCCCCCGCGGUCCGAACUCAGUGGCCAGACCCCUUGCGACUUCGAGUGCACGGAAGACUACCACUGCCCAGACAUGAAGCUGUGUUGCUCCAACGACUGUGGCCGAGUGUGCGUUAUUCCCGACAUUAGUGGUCCCACUCGUUGCGGUUGCUCUGCCACUUUCUUCUCAGACCUUACCGAGUAUUACUCCUCGCCCCCGGACAUCGCCAGGGUCUCUCACUUUGUGUGGAAUGUCCUCCAGGGAAGUCUGUCUCCGUCACUGGAACCCCACCUCUUUUUCGGUUCCCUGAGUAAUCGGGACUGGCUCGGGGGAGACGUGCAGGACAACUGUCUGUUGGAAUUAAAUGUGCAAAGUCAGCGGUUCAGUUACCCUACGUACGACCCAUUUUCGAUGAACAAUAGAAUAAUGUUCGCCAUCAUCACAGACGCUAAUUCUACCUUCAUGCAAAGUUAUGUGGAUUACUUCCCCGACAUCUUCGAUCCGUUGGUUGCCAUCAAGGUCGGCGACGUGGACCUCCAGGGGAGGCUGGGCGCCGAAGCCGACUACCUCAUCGAAGUGAACAGCCUGGAUGAUCUGACCUCGGCUGUCGAGGAGGCCCGGGACUACGUCGGUGAAUUCUGCAACUGUGAUGGCAUAUCGGAGACUUCCUGUCUAGAGGCCGAAGACUCUUGUGCAGGGGAAUGUGAUCGAUUUGCUUUUAUCUGCGACGAAGGAAUCUGCCAACGUCACGUGCCUGAGUCAGUUCCAACGACUUAUAAAAGUUACUUUGGCAAUUAUGAUGAUGACGAAUAUUAUUAUUAUAACUAUUAUGAUUAUGAUGACUACUAUGAGUAUUACGAUUACGAUUACGUGAGAGCGGGAGAACCACAUAAGAACCCAGGGCCAAGGACAAAGCUCCCGCGACAAAAGAACGGUUCUCUGCCCCAGGAAGGUGGCAUGAUAUUCCCCGCAAUAAUGGAGAAGAGAAGCCCCCCAAAAGGGCAGCAGGACGAAGGCACCAAUAAGAAAACUUUUGUUGCGUCAACGCCGUGUACUAAACGUCUGUAUCCGCUGUGUGAUGGAUAUUUAUCCUCGAAAGAUAAGAAGGACUGUGAGGAGCACAAGGCGAGGAAGAACUGUACCGCACCAGAAGCUGGAAGCAGUAACAAAAAGUUGGCAGUCCUUGACGAAGGGCCAAAAAGGUAUCUUUACCGUACAUUAGACUAUACAGGGCACUGCGCUGCAGGGUUGUUCAGGUGUUCUGGAAUUCCGAAUCUCUGCUUAUACGGUGAACUUCUCUGUAAUGGGGAAAGCAACUGCAUGUUUGGCGAAGAUGAGGACGAAGCAUUUUGCUCAGCACGCGAGUGUAUGGUCACAGAAUUUCGGUGUAAUUCUGGUCAGUGCAUAACGAAGCAACAGGAAUGUGACGGCAAGACAGACUGCUGGGACGGAACCGACGAGCACUGUGCAAGCGACACCGACUGUCCGGCACCUCGCACUCACUACUGCGGAGGCGCUUGCAUUAACCCAUUGUUCGUAUGCGACAACAUUCUAGAUUGCCCUAAUGGUGAAGAUGAGAUGGCCUGCAAUUGCACAGGGUUCAAAUGCAACUCAGGCGAAUGCAUUGGCGAAUAUCUAUUGUGCAAUGGCAAAGAGGAUUGUAGGGAUGGGUCAGAUGAAUCUGCUGAAAAGUGUUCAGCUUUUGUUUGCCAAGAAGGCCACUUCAAAUGCGGCAGUGGUGCAUGCAUUCCAGGCUUUCAAGUUUGUGACUGCCGUCAGGAUUGUAUUGAUGGUUCUGAUGAAAGUAGUUGCUCGACUACCCCUGUAUCCUACAAUUGGAGGUGCCACAGUGGUCAGUGUAUUUACAGUUGGUAUGUCUGCGAUGGUAUUAAUGACUGUGAGGAUGAGUCUGAUGAAAGGAAUUGUACAGAGAUUUCAGAGUGUUAUGGAUUCACAUGCAAUUCAGGUCACUGUAUAAGCAGUUAUAGUAGAUGCAAUAUGUAUAAAGACUGUGCGGAUGGGUCUGAUGAAAAUGACUGUGCAAACAAUUCAUGUCCCUCAUACAGAUUCCGAUGUAGCACAGGGCACUGUAUUUCCUCCUCCGAUGUGUGCAAUGGUCGGGAAGAAUGCCCUGACGGUAGUGAUGAAGCAGACUGUGAUAAUUCUGAAAACUGUAAUACUUACCUCUGUACGACUGGAGAAUGUGUUUCUGGUCGUCAACUUUGUGAUGGAUUUUUCAAUUGUCAAGACCGAAAGGAUGAAAGUGUCUGCCAAGAAGUUACAUGCCCAUCUGCUCGAUCUUACAAGUGUGACUCUGGCGAAUGCAUUUAUUCAUCAUCCUAUUAUAAUCCUAGGUGUGAUGGGGAAAAGGACUGUCGAGAUGGCAGCGACGAGAUGCACUGUGAAGGUGUUCCCUGUCCAGCAAAUAGACCAUUCCGAUGUGGGUCAGGCGAAUGUAUUUACGAUUCUUGGGUCUGCGAUCAUUACCGUGACUGUAUGGACGGAAGCGACGAGAGAGGCUGCGACUGUUUCUAUAACCAAAUAAGCUGCGAUUCGGGUCGCUGUAUCUCGGCUAAUUCUCAAUGCAAUGGUGUCUGGGACUGUUUGAGCGGCAAUGACGAGAAUGAAUGUGUUAACUUUAAUUGUUCAUAUCAACGUCCAUUCAAGUGUGGGUCGGAUGUUUGCCUUUCUGACUCUACCUUUUGCAAUGAAGAGGCUGAUUGCCCUGGUGAUGUGCACGAAGUGUGUCUAAGCAGAGCGUGUAAUUUGUAUGAAUACCAGUGUGCUUCCGGCGAAUGUGUUUCAGGAAAUCAGUGCGAUGGCAACAUUGAUUGUAAAGAUAGAAGUGAUGAGGCCAACUGCAAGGAUUUCGUGUGUCCUUACGAGCGACCUUUUAAGUGUGGAUCAGGGGAGUGCAUAUCGCAGUAUCAAAUUUGUAAUGGUUAUCCAGGGUGCAAAGAUGCAAGUGAUGAAACAUUUUGCAGUAAUGAAACUUGUCCCCCUGAGCGUAAAUUCUAUUGCACAUCAGGCGAAUGCAUUUAUUUAAGUUAUGUCUGCGAUGGAUAUGAAGACUGUAGAGAUGGAAGUGAUGAAGUGGCAGGCUGUAAGAUCUUCUGUCCAGACAACUUCAACAUAUGUAAUGAUAACAAAUGUUUCCCACCAAACUGGAUUUGUGACUCCGUUGAAGACUGUUACAAUGGAGAAGAUGAAAAAGACUGCGAUAACUAUGAGAGGCAAUGUGAUUUGUAUCAGGUUAAGUGUACAUAUAAUGAUUUAUGCAUACCCGCGAGUUCUGUGUGCGAUGGCUACUACGACUGCCCCGAUGGAGGAGAUGAGCUCAACUGUAUCACUUCUACCACAUUUGUCACCAACUAAGUCAUUCAUUGUAAGGAGUUAAAACAAAGAGAAGUUAAAUAGAAGUUUAACAAACAGAUCUUAAUAAUCCAUAAGGAUGUAAAAAAUUUACUGCAAGAAUAUCUAUUCAACAUCAAUUUACGGUUCUUGCCUGUUUCUUUUCACUAACUUCAAGUGUACGACUCAUAUAUAUUGCUAAAACCUGAUAACUGAAUUUACUUCCUAUGGAUGAGGCUUAAAAACAGUCGCAUUCACAGGGUAAACAGCUGAUUUUGUGUAUACAUACAGAGCUACAAGAAUUUGAAUGAAACGCAAAACAUCAUUUAACAUGCAUGAUAAUGGUAGAAAAUAUGAACUGAAAUGAUCGUUUGUUUGGGGAAGGGGCUUAUCAGAGAAUCAUCUAAGUAAUGAAGACAAUAUAUUGCAAUUAUUCCUCACUAUAUUGCACCAUGUGAUAAAAAAGGGUAAAACGCACCUGGAAAAGGUUUAUGCUAUAUACUUUACAUUUUUUUUCUUGAAUAAAGAUGGCUCAGAA
Messenger RNA from Penaeus monodon (black tiger shrimp), 3952 nucleotides. Its product is annotated as low-density lipoprotein receptor-related protein 2-like. The coding region runs from base 157 to 3438 and encodes 1093 amino acids. The transcript has 8 exons. The record is from RefSeq and is a predicted model, not a curated record. Gene Ontology annotation, molecular function: protein binding. Lineage: Eukaryota; Metazoa; Arthropoda; Malacostraca; Decapoda; Penaeidae.